Varanus komodoensis (Komodo dragon) is the source of this 3684-nucleotide messenger RNA. It is a transcript of the gene ADCY8, whose product is annotated as adenylate cyclase 8. Gene Ontology annotation, molecular function: adenylate cyclase activity. Gene Ontology annotation, cellular component: plasma membrane. The transcript has 18 exons. The record is from RefSeq and is a predicted model, not a curated record. Lineage: Eukaryota; Metazoa; Chordata; Lepidosauria; Squamata; Varanidae. Gene Ontology annotation, biological process: adenylate cyclase-activating G protein-coupled receptor signaling pathway; intracellular signal transduction; cAMP biosynthetic process.
AUGGAGCUGUCUGAGGUGCGCUGCUUGAGUGACAGUGAUGAGUUGUACACCAUCAACCAGACGCCCCCUAGUGGUGGGGCACGUUCCCAGCGCCUGCUGUGGCAGACUGCCGUGCGCCAUAUCACCGAGCAGCGCUUCAUCCAGGAGCACAGCGGAGGCAAAGCGCUGGGCUCCGAGGACUCCUGCUGCCCCAACCACUCCCAUCACCCCCGGCGCCAGUCGGCAGGCAAGAGCCUCGGCGGCCACAACAAUGGGGGAACCAAAGUCUUCCCGGAACGCACCAGCAGCAGCGGGGAUUUGGGCUUCCUGCAUCUGGACUGUGCUCCCAGCAACUCGGACUUCUUCCUCAACUGGGGCUACACCUACCGGGGCGUGAUAUUCCCCACCUUGCGCAACUCCUUCAAGUCCCGGGACCUGGAGCGCCUCUACCAGCGCUACUUCCUGGGCCAGCGGCGCAAAUCACAGGUGGUGGUGAGCAUCCUGGACGUGCUGACCAAGCUGACCCUGCUGCUGCUCCACCUCACCUUGGCCUCGGCCCCCAUGGACCCCAUCAAGGGCAUCCUGCUGGGCUUCUUCACGGGCAUCGAGGUGGUCAUCUGUGCCUUAGUGGUGGUCAGGAAGGACACGACCUCUUACACCUACCUGCAGUACAGUGGGGUGGUCACCUGGGUAGCCAUGGCCACUCAGAUCUUGGCUGCCGGCCUGGGCUGUGGGCUCCUCGGGGACGGCAUUGGCUACGUGCUCUUCACCCUCUUCGCCACCUACAGCAUGCUGCCACUGCCGCUCACCUGGGCCAUCUUGGCUGGUUUAGUCACGUCCCUCCUGCAGCUGGUCAUGCAAAUCGUCAUCCCCAGGCAGGUGGUGACCUCCAUCAACCAGACAGCAGCUCAAGCAGGUUUAUUUCUGUGCACGAAUACUGCUGGGAUCUUCAUUAGCUACCUAUCAGACCGAGCCCAACGCCAAGCCUUCCUGGAGACCCGAAGAUGCGUAGAAGCUAGACUGAGACUGGAAACGGAAAACCAGAGGCAGGAGCGACUGGUAUUGUCAGUGUUACCUCGAUUUGUGGUGCUCGAGAUGAUUAAUGACAUGACCAAUGUGGAGGAUGAGCAUUUGCAGCAUCAGUUCCACAAGAUCUAUAUUCACCGCUAUGAAAAUGUCAGCAUUCUUUUUGCAGAUGUGAAAGGCUUCACAAAUCUCUCUACUACACUGUCGGCCCAGGAGCUGGUCCGGAUGCUGAAUGAGCUCUUUGCCAGAUUUGAUCGCUUAGCACACGAACAUCAUUGCCUCAGAAUUAAGAUCCUGGGAGAUUGCUACUACUGUGUGUCUGGCCUGCCAGAACCUCGUCAGGAUCAUGCGCAUUGUUGUGUUGAAAUGGGACUCAGCAUGAUCAAAACAAUCAGGUAUGUACGGUCGAGGACGAAGCAUGACGUCGAUAUGCGGAUUGGAAUACACUCUGGGUCGGUGCUGUGCGGCGUGUUGGGCCUGCGGAAGUGGCAGUUCGAUGUGUGGUCUUGGGAUGUGGAUAUUGCGAACAAACUUGAGUCGGGAGGCAUCCCUGGGAGAAUCCACAUCUCCAAGGCCACCCUAGACUGCCUAAAUGAGGAUUAUAAAGUUGAAGAGGGGUACGGAAAGGAACGCAAUGAAUUCUUGAGGAAGCACAACAUUGAGACCUACUUGAUCAAACAGCCUGAGGAGAACCUGCUCACUCUGCCCGAAGACAUUGUCAAAGAGGCCAUCACCUCUUCCGACAGGAGGAACAGCGGAGCAACUUUCACGGAGGGCUCGUGGAGCCCCGAGCUUCCCUUUGACAACAUAGUGGGAAAGCAGCAUACUCUGGCUGCCCUAACAAGAAAUUCAAUAAAUCUGCUUCCAAACCAUCUUGCACAAGCUUUGCAUGUCCAGUCUGGGCCUGAGGAAAUUAACAAGCGAAUAGAGCACACCAUCGACUUGCGGAGUGGCGAUAAAUUGAGAAGAGAGCAUAUCAAGCCUUUCUCCCUGAUGUUUAAAGACUCCAGUCUGGAACAUAAGUAUUCCCAAAUGAGGGACGAAGUGUUUAAGUCGAACCUGGUGUGUGCGUUCAUUGUCCUCAUCUUUAUCACUGCAAUCCAAAGUUUACUUCCUUCUUCAAGGAUGAUUCCAAUGAUCAUUCAGUUUUCGAUUCUGAUUAUGCUGCAUUCAGCUCUUGUGUUGAUCACCACGGCAGAGGAUUAUAAAUGUUUGCCCCUUGUUCUCCGGAAAACUUGCUGCUGGAUUAAUGAGACCUACUUGGCCCGAAACGUCAUCAUCUUUGCCUCAAUCCUGAUUAAUUUUCUGGGAGCGAUCAUCAAUAUUCUAUGGUGUGAUUUUGACAAACCGAUGCCCUUCAAGAAUCAGACGUUCAACUCUUCUGUCCAUUUGGCAGAUAUUUGCUCCUAUCCAGAGUAUUUCGUCUUUACUGGUAUCCUGGCGAUGGUGACCUGCGCCGUGUUUCUCCGCCUGAAUUCUGUCCUCAAGCUGGCCGUGCUGCUCAUUAUGAUUGCAAUCUACUGCUUCCUGACCGAGACCAUUUAUGCCUCCCUGUUUCUGCACUACGAUGAUAUCAAUCAUAACGGAGAGUAAGUCACAGACUUCCUGGGAACUAAGGAAGCCUCUUUGCUCCUCAUGGCCAUGUUUCUGCUCGCUGUGUUUUAUCAUGGCCAACAGCUCGAAUACACAGCGAGGCUAGACUUCCUGUGGCGUGGCCAAGCCAAAGAAGAGAUCAAUGAGAUGAAGGAGUUAAGAGAGCACAAUGAAAACAUGCUGCGCAACAUCCUGCCCAGUCACGUGGCCCGACACUUCUUGGAAAAGGACAGAGAUAAUGAAGAGCUGUAUUCUCAGUCCUAUGAUGCUGUUGGUGUCAUGUUUGCUUCCAUACCUGGCUUUGCUGACUUCUAUUCCCAGACUGAAAUGAACAACCAAGGAGUUGAGUGCCUGCGCCUAUUGAAUGAAAUCAUUGCUGACUUCGAUGAAUUAUUAGGUGAAGAGAGAUUUCAAGACAUCGAAAAAAUUAAAACCAUUGGCAGCACAUACAUGGCUGUAUCAGGAUUAUCUCCUGAAAAACAGCAGUGUGAAGAUAAAUGGGGCCAUUUAUGCGCCCUGGCAGAUUUCUCCAUUGCGCUGAAUGAAAGCAUUCAAGAGAUCAACAAGCAUUCUUUUAACAACUUCGAACUCCGCAUUGGUAUCAGCCACGGGUCUGUCGUAGCUGGUGUCAUUGGUGCUAAGAAACCCCAGUAUGAUAUCUGGGGCAAAACAGUUAACUUAGCUAGCCGAAUGGAUAGCACUGGUAUCAGUGGCCGAAUGCAGGUGCCCGAGGAAACAUAUCUCAUCCUGAAGGACCGGGGAUUUGCCUUUGACUACCGGGGAGAGAUCUAUGUCAAAGGCAUCAGCGAGCAAGAAGGCAAAAUCAAAACCUACUUUCUUCUGGGAAGAGUACAGCCAAACCCUUUAAUCUUGCAACCAAGAAAACUGACCGGGCAGUAUUCCUUAGCUGCUGUUGUAUUAGGGCUUGUACAGUCUCUUAACAGGCAAAAACAGAAGCAAAUCUUGAAUGAGAACAACAAUUCUGGGAUCAUAAAGAGUCACUACAACCGGCGGACUUUGCUAACUUCUGGAGGACCAGAGUCAGCAGCUCCAGCAGAGGGCGCUGACCAAACUGAAUUGCCAUAA